Baudoinia panamericana UAMH 10762 is the source of this 1711-nucleotide messenger RNA. RefSeq lists its product as uncharacterized. Lineage: Eukaryota; Fungi; Ascomycota; Dothideomycetes; Mycosphaerellales; Teratosphaeriaceae. The transcript is spliced from 3 exons. The record is from RefSeq and is a predicted model, not a curated record. The coding region runs from base 1 to 1515 and encodes 504 amino acids.
AUGUACGGCAAGACUGUUCUUUCGACCGCGCUGCUCAGCGGCCUCGCUGCCGCUGCACCAGCCGCGCAAAGUGGCAACGUCGCUGGUUACACCAACGCCGCAGCAACGUUCGCAUCCUACACGCCGACGUCGUUGACGACCAUCCCCACUGUGUUUGGUCCGGACUCGCAGAUCUCUGCAAUCCGCACCCCAGCCCCAAGCACUGGACUUUACUCUCCAGGCACUCUGCGGACCUCGCUUCCCACUGGCUCGACCUCGCACGGUCCCUUCAGUGGUUCGGCGACAACCACUGGCGCCGUGUCGAAUACCCCAGCGAACCUGACUAUCGCCACUCUGCCGCCAAACCCGACCGCCACCUACUACAACCCCAACGGCCUGUUGCAGAACCAAGAGCCGAUCCCAUACAUGCCAAAGGGUGGUCUCGGUACCAAUGGCACUCUCCCGCGCUACAUGGUUGAGAGUGACUUCGACUACGAGUCGAUUACCCUUGGUCUCUACCAGGAGUGGAUCGAGCUUGAUCUCUUCAACAACGCUAUUGCCACUUUCAGCGCGGCUGACUGGGCCGCUGCCGGUGUUACGCCCGAGGAAGUCUCUCUCAUUCAGUUCAUGGGUCAGCAGGAGCAGGGCCACGCUACCCUCCUGUCCAACAUGCUCGGCCAGUCUGCCCCGCCGCAGUGCACAUACAACUAUCCGUUCACCAACGUCCGUGAGUUCUUGGACUACAGCCAAAUUCUCACUCGCUGGGGUGAGUCUGGUGUUUGGGGCUUCAUCAACCACCUCGACUCCCGUGAGGUUGGCCAGCUUCUUUCUCAGUCGAUCGCCACCGAGGCUCGCCAGGAAUUGAUUUUCCGUCAAUUGAUGGGUAUGCACCCAAUGCCAGUCUGGUUUGAGACCGGUAUUCCUCAGUCGUGGGCCUGGACUUACCUCGCUCCUUACAUCAGCUCUUGCCCGGCCAACACCACUCGUCUCGCUUGGCAGAACUUCCCGGCGCUUCACGUUGUGAACCAGCCCAAUCCCAACCGCUUCUCGCCUAACGACACUGCCGCCUGGGAGCGUGUUGACAACCGCACUUCCAGCCCAGCCACUAUCCCGCCUCAGAACCAGAGCUGCAUUAACGUCAACGCAACCGGCUUCGGCUGUGGCCCGGCAAUCGCGCACAACCGCUCCGAGCCGCUUUCUUUCCCGGGAAGGCAGGUCCUUUUCGAGUGGGAUGCACCAGGUCAGCUUGUCGGCCCCAACAACAGCUACGUCACAGCCAAGGGUAGUGUUGCUGGCGCCCCAGCUUUCGUCGCUUGGGUCGCUCAGCUCAACUUGACCUACACGCCCCUCACUGUCACUGGCCCGAACACUGGUUACACCUACCAGCCCAACGGUACUGUUUACCAGGGCGGUGCACCGAUCGUUAACGACACCAUGUUCGUUGCCCUCACGGACACUGACUUGUUCUUGACGCCGUUCAACCUAACCAUGAUCAACCCGCAUGUCGUUGCUCUUGGUAUCUACCAAGCCGGUUAAGUGUUGUGUACACCAUUAUCGGUGGAUGAAUUUGUAUGUCGAGAGAUAUGUAACGAUACCCACGGCCCAGCACGACGGGUUGUGGAAGAGAGAUCACGAGCAGCGUAGCUCGCAGUGUCAAAGUAGUCACGAUUAGAAAUUAAUAUGACCAUAUAAUGGAACAUUAAUCACCAAAUUCAAAUUUUACUCGUGCAAU